Molecule: messenger RNA, 1496 nt
Organism: Lonchura striata (white-rumped munia)
Lineage: Eukaryota; Metazoa; Chordata; Aves; Passeriformes; Estrildidae
Source: RefSeq, a predicted model, not a curated record
CUUCAGUUGAGUUUGCCACUUCCCUUACCACUCCCUUUCCUGUGAGAGGAUGUGCUCAGCCGCUUUUCUCUUUCUCUCUUCUUUUCUCCCCCACCUCCCUGCCCGCAGACUGGCGGUCCUGGCGAUGCCGUGCACCCCCUGAGCCAGCCGGGGUCACCCUGGCUGGUGCCAUGGCCAGGCUGCAGGCUCCAUCCAGGAGGUGGCAGGGACAUUAGCCAGGGGGUCUCACAGCUCACCCACGGGCUGGGAGGAGCUGAGAGUGGCAGAACAGCCCCUGAAGCACGACCCAACGCCGCCCACCGUGUAUGAGGCUGGGACACAGUACGCAGGACCCGCGUCCGCAGAGUCACUCCUUCCGAUGUCCCGGCAUGAGACUUCUCCGACAACGGUGCAACCCGCCAGCAACCACCGCCCCAACGCCUGCUGCUUCUGCUGGUGCUGCUGCUGCAGCUGCUCGUGGAACGAGGACCGAGAGCGAGCAUGGAGGGCAUCCCGGGAGACCAAACUGGAGAGAAUCCCAAACUGUGAAGCGUGUGCCAAACCCACGCCAGAGGAGGUGCAGGGCUGGGCACAGUCCUUCGACAAGCUGAUGAAGAGCCCGGCGGGGCGCAACGUCUUCCGGGAGUUUUUGCGGACUGAGUACAGCGAGGAGAACAUGCUCUUCUGGCUGGCAUGUGAGGAGCUCAAAACCGAGUGCAACAAGCAGACCAUCGACGAGAAGGCCAGGAUGAUCUACGAGGACUACAUCUCCAUCCUCUCUCCCAAAGAGGUGAGCCUGGACUCGCGGGUGCGGGAGGUCAUCAACCGGAAGAUGCAGGAGCCGUCCUCGCACACCUUCGACGACGCACAGCUCCAGAUCUACACGCUGAUGCACAGAGACUCCUAUCCCCGCUUCCUGAACUCUGCCAUUUACAAAUCGCUGCUCCAGACCGUCUCCCACUCCUCCUCGGAGUCCUAAGGGCACCCACUAGCCGUGGGGACACCAGUGGGGACACGGUGGCCAGGGGCGGUCGGUGCCUCCUCCCCUCUGCUGCCCACCUUGCCAGACCUCACCAAGUUUUUAGCUUUUUACCUAUGAACUGUCACCCCAGUGUCUGGGCCACACUCCAGGACUGUCCCCAGGACACAGCCUGGGCCAGUUCAUACUACUGAUUCUCUGCCCCAUCCCCAGCACUGGCCAGAGGGAGCUGGGGGAGCACGGGACAGCGCCCAGCCCUGGCUCCCCCCACACCCUGUUUGGAAGAGGUCACUUUAUCCCAUCUCCACCACACCUGGGGACACGGCACGUCCCCAUUUGCCACCUGAGACCCAGUUGGGGACUGGGUUGGGGGUUUUUUGAGGUGGGGGAGAGGUCAACUGUUGUUGGUUUGGGUUUGUUUUUUGGGUUUUUUUUUUAAUUUUAAAUGCUCUUUUGGUUGGCUUUUACUGGGGGACUCGAGGUGCGGGAGGGGGGGGUUGAUGAGCAUCUCUGUACAUAUAAAAACUUGUCAGGUUUA